This is a messenger RNA of Protopolystoma xenopodis, 384 nucleotides long. NCBI's taxonomy places the organism in Eukaryota, Metazoa, Platyhelminthes, Monogenea, Polystomatidea, Polystomatidae. The record is from the annotation of a GenBank genome assembly.
AUGUCCGUCACAUUUGAGAUUCAACUCUCUGGAUUAAAUGAGAAUGAACCAAAAGUCGAUCGUCUGUUAACCAAGCCAAAGAUACCGUCCCGGCCAGUACCAUGUUCAAGCCGAAACUACAGAGACGGUGGCCAGACAGAGGACGAAUCUGUUCUGGUUAUCUUGCCAACCAAUCCCAGCUUCCCCAUUCCAAAGGGCUGUUCAUGCCUUGUCAAACCUACAUGGAUCCUGGCUUUAGCCAAGAUUUCGAAGCCUACUUUAAUCGUGUUUAAAGUGGGUUCGACCACCUGCCUUCGGACGGGACGGAAAUGGAGAACGGAGCAUCACGAUGAGUAUACGUUUAGGGCCGAGCAGCGAAGCGUCUUAGACGGCUCCCAGCCGUGA